Aplosporella prunicola CBS 121167 is the source of this 2671-nucleotide messenger RNA. RefSeq lists its product as uncharacterized. Lineage: Eukaryota; Fungi; Ascomycota; Dothideomycetes; Botryosphaeriales; Aplosporellaceae. The record is from RefSeq and is a predicted model, not a curated record. The coding region runs from base 20 to 2209 and encodes 729 amino acids. Gene Ontology annotation, molecular function: exonuclease activity; nucleic acid binding. The transcript has a single exon. Gene Ontology annotation, cellular component: nucleus.
CGACCAUAAGAUCCCCACAAUGGCUCAAAAACGCAGCCAUGAAGAGUUCGCCGAACGUUCGACAGAGGGCACGCACGAACACAAAGACAACGAUGCUACAACCGACAAUGCUAGCGGCGGCGACUGGGAGACGGCCGAGAACCGAGCGACGAAGAAGCUGAAGAAGGUGCCAAAGCAGCAGUCGAAUAACUACCCUUCUAUCAGCCACUCCAGCAGUGCGCGCCUGCAGUCUAUCGUCAAAAUCGGCGAUCUUCAGGCGCUAGCGCUCUACAUACUCGGUGACGGGAAUGCACCGCAAUGGGUGGCAGUCAAGAACAAACAGCAGAUCCGCAGAUUCGUUAUUGUCAUGGUGCCUGGUCUGGAAGCGGGUAUGUUCAAUGGAACGAUUCCUUUGGAGGACAGUGCUGCGCAGGCGCAAGCGCAAGAGGGUGAGGCACAGGACACAAAUGGCAAACUGGCUAUGAAUCCCGACGACUAUUAUCCCGUCAAGUUGGUAGCAGACAAGUUGCCCGAGCCCUUGAGGCCGUUUGCAGAUAUGUUCCCGCACAUCUGGCCCAUCAAGACUCCCGGCGACGAUAAGUUCUCCAAGGUGCAUUCGCCGCUGCAAGCAAUCCUCAAUUCGCCUUUGCCCAAGGGAGUCGACGAGAAGAAGAAGAAGGGGCCACAGCCGCCAAGGGGCGAAUGGAAAAACCAGCGCACGUCCAUCACGGAAUACCUGGCGACGUCAGAAGAGUUGUUGGAAAACGAGUACCCGUUGCAUCCAGCAUACUACACAACCCCAGAAGAGAAGGAGGCUGCUCUCCAGCAGAGGACGGCCGCGGAGCAAGAUUUGGCGCAUGGAUGGCUCGACACACCAGUAGAGAAGCUCGAGGACGGCGAAGUGCCGGAUCAAGAGAUUGAACAAGGCAGCCUGACAGCAGGCAGAAAUGUCCUUACUAUGGACUGCGAGAUGUGCAAGACUGCGGAGGAUACAUACGAGCUUACACGCAUCAGUUUGGUCAAGUGGGAUGGCUCAGUGCUCAUGGACGAGUUAGUGAAGCCAGACCGGCCCAUUAUUGACUAUCUCACACCCUACUCUGGCAUUACUGAGGAAAUGCUUCGCCCUGUCACAACUACUCUCUCCGACAUCCAGAAGAAGCUCAUGGAAGUCAUCACGCCGCGCACGAUUCUAGUGGGCCAUUCGUUAGAUUCCGACCUCAAAGCGCUCAAAAUAACGCACCCCUUCAUCGUCGACACGUCGAUCCUGUACCCGCACCCGCGUGGACCGCCGCUCAAGUCGUCACUCAAAUGGCUUUCGCAAAAGUAUCUGCAGCGCGAAAUUCAGAAGCAACACGGCUCGACAGGCCAUGACAGCGUCGAGGACGCGCGAGCUUGUCUCGAUCUCGUCAGGCAAAAGUGCGAACGUGGUAAGCGCUGGGGCACCAACGACGCCAACUCCGAGUCCAUUUUCAAGCGACUGGGGCGCAACAAACGGCCAAAGAAUCAGGCCAUGGCUGCGACGGGCGAGGAGCCGCGCACAGGCGCAGUUGUGGACUGGGGCGAGCCGAAGCGUGGGUUUGGUGCCGCUGCUGAAGCGGCCAUCGGAUGCGGUAGUGACGCGGACGUUGUAGAGGGGAUAAAGAAGGUGGUAGUGGGAACGGGUAGGGGCCCUGAACAGGCGGAUAUUCCGUCAAGGGGCGUGGACUUUGUUUGGGCGCGAAUGAGGGAGCUCGAAGCUGUCAGGGGAUGGUGGACAAGGACGAAGAGCGCGGAUAACGCGGUACUGCUGGCAAACGCAUUGGCGAAGAUGGGCCCUGCCGCAGACAACAGCACCGCGAACGCCUCGGACGAAAGCACUGCGACAGCGACCAAAACGACGAACCCUGCCGUUCCUACGACGGGCCCUGGCGCCGACGCUGACAUCAACUUGGCCUCGCCCUCGGCCGAGGUUUCGCCCUCUCAGCUCGGUGCUGCGGUCAAGAAGACGGCGGACCACCUGAAGGAGCUGUACGACUCUUUCCCGCCAUGCACGGCAUUCGUCGUGUACAGCGGGACGGGCGAUCCGCGCGAGACGCAGCGGCUGCAGGAGCUCAAGCAGCAAUUCCACCGCGAGUACAAGACGAAAAAGUGGGACGAGCUCAACGUGCACUGGACGGACGUCGAGGACCAGGCGCUAAGGAGGGCGUGUAAAAAAGCGAGAGCGGGCGUGGGAUUCAUGGUCGUGAAGUAAAACGCUACUGCUGAUUAAUAUAGAUGAGCAAUAGCGCGUAAAAAGAUGGAUCCUUGACGGCGGGGGAGAUUGCUUUGAAAUCAAGGUACUGGGAUGGUGUAUGUACGGAUAUGGUGGCAGUCGUGUCUACGUAUCCUCUGACACGAUUGCGCAAUACGUUGCCUUCGCAGCAGUUAGAGUAUACGAAAGGUCUACGUAGCAUUGCAUGCUACAAGAAGACACGCGUCGAAUACGAAAUGGGAAACGUGGACAUGGAGAUAGCUUGGUAAAAGUAAAUGGAUAUAUCGAUUAAGUCCGUCAAGGCCGAGGAGGGUGAGGCUCAAGCGGCCAAGGCAGCAACAAAUGGACUUGGAUGGAUUGGAACUGGAAUCCUGCAAGCAUGAUGAACGCGUGGAGAAGGAAUGACUUGCCUUUUGCCGACCCCCUGGUAGGUAGGUAGGUAGGUAGGUAGAAGGAUUUACU